Molecule: messenger RNA, 2766 nt
Organism: Doryrhamphus excisus (bluestripe pipefish)
Lineage: Eukaryota; Metazoa; Chordata; Actinopteri; Syngnathiformes; Syngnathidae
Gene: arhgap28
Product: Rho GTPase activating protein 28
Biological process (GO): regulation of actin filament polymerization; negative regulation of stress fiber assembly; regulation of small GTPase mediated signal transduction
Cellular component (GO): cytoplasm
Molecular function (GO): GTPase activator activity
Source: RefSeq, a predicted model, not a curated record
CAUCCCGUUUAAGGAAACCAACGCAACUAAAAUCGAGUCUUAUUCGCGUCUCUGCUCCGGGUUCCGAACUCUCGUGUGCGACUUGGGCACUCGGGGAGUGCCGUUAAAGUGAGCUGGGGGAGCAGAGAGCACAAAGCGCGACUUCUGGGAGUUAAAAAACGGGCCUUACCGUCUCCGAAGAUCCGCGACUGCCUUGUGACAGCAACAACACAACACGGAAACGCUGUGCGCGAACACUUGACUGCGCAUGCGCUGCGGCGCGAGCGCGUUGACAACACACUGGGUUAAUCCGAAGUCCGAACAACCCCAAAAAAACACACAACUGGAUAUAUCUGUUUUAUCUAAAAAUAGUAUUUUUUACGCACAAAUCACUCUAAUUUAAAAUAUAAUCAUCAUAAAUACAACAUUAACAACCAGAUUGUGUAUUCUUUGUGGUAAUGUGUUUACCGUUUCCUUAUAGGGGACAGUUGUUGGUCCAAACUGGGAGAUGGGAAGAAGAAUAUUCCAUGAUUGUGAUCCAAGCUCCUCCUCCUUUCCUCCUUCCAUCUUUCCCUCCUUUCUUUCUCCACUUGGAGCAUCAGCAGACAAACCAUCCGGAGGAUGUUGUCAUCUCUCUCCUCCUGCUCUGGCCCGCCUCCAUGUGACCAGACAACCAAUUCUGAUUCCCGGCGCAUCGCCAUGGAAACAUACUGGCGGGAGGUUCAAAGCAUCGAAGAAGAACAGGAAGGAGAUGACGAAGAGGAAGAAGAAAGGAAGAGUAUGGAUGAGGUGGAGCUUGAGGAGGCGUGGCUAACAGAGGCGGGGUUAUCAUCGCUGGUGAUGGGUUCGUCAACAGAGGAGGCUCCGCCCCCGGCUGAGGCGCUACUAUCCACGUUGACGAACCAACAGGCCGCAACCGUGAAGACGAGACUGGAUAACUACAAGCACACGCUGAGGGCGAGAAACCGACCAAUCAGAGACGUGCGAGACAUAUUUGGGUCGGACUUUGAGUCGGAAGCCGGCCCCGCUUCGCCGAGUCAAUGCAGCGAGUCGCCGCCUAGCCGCUACCAUACCACAACUAAAACGAUUCGCCGAAACACAACAUCGGUGCGACCCAUGCUUCCCAGUUUUAAUCUACCUGACGACACAUUAUACUCCGCACAUACCUCACCCUCUUCUACGCACACACCGGCUUCAUCGCCCGCCCACUGCCAGACAAGACAAGCCGAUUGGCUGGUACGUGACUGUCCCUACUCGGAAGGCGUCGCUGAGCAUAAAAGAGGCGGGGCACAUUGUUGGGAUUGCCUGCGUUUCCGGGGAGAAGACAGCAAAGACACGCCAUUUGUUUGUCCACCUCUAGGUGUCACUCUAGCAGAUGACCUGUCCCCAGGUGACUUGAAGCGACUGGGCUUCAUUUGCCACAUUGAGCUCUCCACCUUCCUGCAGGCUAUGGGCGUGCAAACCAAACGCACCCGCCCGCCGCGCUGCAAGAGCUGGGACGGCGCCGUCUUUGGCGUUCCUCUCAACACGCUGUUGGAGAACGACAGGAAGAAGUUUCCGGGGGUCAAAGUUCCUGUUGUCUUUCAGAAGUUGUUGAGUGUUUUAGAGCAGAACGGCUUGCAGACCGAAGGUAUUCUCAGGGUACCAGGAUCGGCUGCUCGACUCAAGUACCUGCGCAGGGAGCUAGACAGGUGUCCAGAUGGGUUCGAUUGGUCCAAAGUGAGACAAGUGGACGCUGCGGGUCUGCUCAAGCUUUUCAUACGAGAGUUGCCGACUCCUUUGCUGACUCAUGCACAUCUGGCAACCUUCCAGGCUGUACUGGGUGUGUCAUCGGUGGUCCACCAGGUUCAAGCGUUGCAGAUGUUGUCGUUGUUGCUUCCUGAGUCCAACAGAGAAACUCUGAGAGCUCUGCUGGUGUUCCUCAGUAAGGUUGUGUCCCAUCAGGACCAGAAUAGGAUGACUCUGUGGAAUGUCUCCAUGGUCAUGGCGCCCAAUCUCUUUGCCCGCCAUCAGCGUGGCAACAAGCGUUCUUUGGCCAAGCAGCAAGAGGACAUGGAGGAGGCGGUGGGCGGGGCUCACCUGGUUCACCUGAUGGUCGCGAACCAGGACGUCUUGUGGACGGUGCCCAACUUCCUGUUGUCGCAGCUGAGACAAAUGAACCAAGCGUCCAAUCACAAAAUGGCGUUGUCCCGUCCGGGACGUCUGCUCAGGAGUCGAAACGACAAAAACAAGAAGCAGGUCACGGAGCUGUGCGUCGGCCUCAUUAAGGUUCACGCCCCCCUUCACACCAAAGUUUCCAUGGCGAUACAGCUUGACAGACAAAUGACAGCCAGAGAUGUCACCGCUCAUUUCAAAUGUGACAACAGUCGCAUUCAGCGUCUCUACGAAGUCGGAGGAAACAUCGGCGAACGUCGUCUCCACCCAGAUUGUCUUCUCUUGGAUGUUUACCAGGUGAACCCUCGCUGCGAUUGGCUCAUCAAACCAUGACCACGCCCACUUUAGAUCCUCAUCCAAUCAGAUGAUCAUGUGAUGGUUCUUGCUGCUACAACUGAUGCACUUGUCUUCACCUGAAUGCAUGCAUGCUAAUGCGGUUUACAGACCACCAAUGCACUUUACAAAGGUGGCACAUUUAAAGCACUUUCAGUCUCUCUGAGAACCGACCCCCCCCUUUUUUUUUCUUUAAAUGUUUCUCAGAUAUAAUCAAUACAAUUAUUGUAAAUUUCUGCUCAUUAAACUGAACAGAAGUGUUUUAUUUCAAAUAGAAUUGAGCCACCUUAUGUACAAAGC